Messenger RNA from Dimorphilus gyrociliatus, 517 nucleotides. NCBI's taxonomy places the organism in Eukaryota, Metazoa, Annelida, Polychaeta, Dinophilidae. The record is from the annotation of a GenBank genome assembly.
CAAAGUAUUAUUAAGGGCCUGAGUCAGGAAUUAAGAGGAAGCAAAUCUCUAUACUAUUUAUAAACCAUUUCUGAAAAUGAGGGAAGCGUAUAAUUAUUCUGAUAAUUCGCGCUAUUUUGGGGAAUGGAAUGAUGAGGGUCAGAGACACGGAAAAGGAAGAUUAGAGUUUUCAGAUGGUUCCACUUACGAUGGAGAAUUUGAAAAUGGUUUAUUCUGCGGCUACGGUAUAUUAGAGAUGAAAGAUGAGUCUAGAUAUGAGGGUCAAUUUUACAAUGGUAAAUUUCAUGGUACGGGUAUAUUUCGACGAGCCGAUGGGACUCAGUUUGAAGGACAGUUCAAAGAAGGAAAAGUAUGGGGGUCCGGAUUGAUGACAUUUGCAGACGGAAGUCAUGGACUACCUCGAAAUGAGGGCUACUUUGAAGGAACAAUGCUGGUUAGGAGAGAAAAGUGUCUAGAAGUGUUGAAAAGAGCAAAUGAUAGCGCUGAAAAAGCUCUAAAUAUAGUAAACGACUUUUAA